This is a messenger RNA of Phaedon cochleariae (mustard beetle), 6682 nucleotides long. NCBI's taxonomy places the organism in Eukaryota, Metazoa, Arthropoda, Insecta, Coleoptera, Chrysomelidae. The record is from the annotation of a GenBank genome assembly.
AAAAGAUCCAGUCAAUUGAGGUCGCGGUUACUGAAAGCAGUAUUUUUCGAAUACAUAUUACUACCAAAAAGUUGAAUAACACUUCUCAAAUACCCGUACCUAUCGAAAGUUUCCUAAGUAUUUGAAUAUUAUUGUAAAGUACAGUAUCCAGUUAGUUAUCUUGUGCUAACAGUGAAAAUCCUCUUGUAGUAUUCCCUCCGAAAAUUGACAGCGUUGCCAUCACUCAUCCAAUCAUCGACCGCUUCAGAUCACGUGGUACGAAGCGAGGUUAUAAGUAGGAUCCGCUCCCUCUCCCGUUCUCUUUUCCACAGUAACAAACGUCUAAAUCUAGUGUUUAGUGCUAAGUGUUCAAGAAAUCGAGGUUCAGAAUGCCACAGACCACGAUAACAAAUGGCUACACGAACGGCCAUUCAGGUUACGAGAUGAAGGAUGGAUCUGAAUUCUUAUUCACUUCGGAAUCAGUUGGCGAAGGACAUCCAGAUAAAAUGUGUGACCAAAUCAGUGACGCCAUCUUGGAUGCACAUCUAAAGCAAGAUCCUAAUGCCAAAGUAGCAUGUGAAACUGUUACUAAAACUGGGAUGAUUCUACUGUGCGGAGAGAUCACAUCGAAAGCAGUCAUAGAUUAUCAAAGAGUUGUCAGAGAAACAGUCAAACAUAUUGGUUACGAUGAUUCAUCCAAAGGAUUCGACUGGCGCACAUUGAACCUUCUGGUAGCACUCGAACAGCAGUCACCAAAUAUAGCUGACGGAGUACACACAGACAGAGAAGAAAUCGAUUUAGGGGCAGGGGAUCAGGGACUGAUGUUCGGAUACGCCACAGACGAAACAGAAGAAUGUAUGCCGCUGACGGUGGUUCUAGCACACAGAUUGAAUCACAAAAUUGCAGAUUUGAGAAGAUCAGGAGAGUUUUGGUGGGCCAGGCCAGAUACUAAAACACAGGUUACCGCAGAGUACACAUUCGAACAUGGCGCCUGCGUGCCAUUGAGAGUUCACACUGUGGUGGUUUCGGUCCAACACAGUGAGAAGAUCACCCUGGAUGAAUUGAGGAAGGAGAUCAAAGAAAAAGUAAUCAAAGAAGUGAUUCCAACGAGAUACCUAGACGAGCAAACUGUCAUCCACAUCAACCCUUGUGGGCAGUUUGUGAUUGGUGGACCUCAGAGCGACGCCGGCCUGACAGGAAGGAAGAUCAUCGUCGACACGUACGGCGGCUGGGGGGCCCACGGUGGCGGGGCCUUUUCCGGCAAGGACUUCACCAAAGUGGACAGCGGCGUACGCGGCCCGAUGGGUGGCCAAAUCGCUUGUAAAAGCCGGCCUGUGCCGACGCUGCCUGGUGCAGGUGGCGUACGCGAUCGGCCUUGCCGAGCCUCUAUCCAUCACAGUCUUCGACUACGGCACGUCGAAGCUGAGCCAGAAGGAGUUGUUGGACGUGGUCAACAAGAACUUCGACCUGCGGCCGGGAAAGAUCGUCAAGGAACUCAACCUCAGACAGCCGAUCUACCAGCAAACGAGCACCUACGGCCAUUUCGGCCGCGACGGUUUCACCUGGGAACAGCCCAAGACCUUGAGGCUGCAAUGACAUGCCUGCCCCGUUGCCAUUCCUUCCUCCUAAUUUUCCCUUGUUGUUUGCCCCCUCCCCUUCCCCCCCGUCGGUACCCCAGUAACUUAGCGAAUUAGAAUUUAGAACAAUGUCUCUGUGAUUGGCACUCUGAACCUUGAGCAGGAUGCGAUUUUUCAUCUCUUAACGAGGCUGAGCGCAUAGAGAAUACGAAAAGUUCUACAGCCGAUUUGAGUGUUUGACACUUGAAAUGUGACAUCACGUUAUUCUCCCUGCCCAAUUUAAAUAUGGAACUACGUCCGAAUAUUUCUAAUUAGACAAACUAGGGAAAUGUGGAAAUGGUUUCUAGCUGUGAUCAAUUUUGAAAUUUUGAAAUCAGAAUCACUCAAGAUAAGUUGAAGUUUGAAAAAAAACUAAUACUGUUCUAUCAAUAGUGUGAAUAUGACAAGUGUACAACUAUGUACAGCCAUCAUAUUUUCUUUUGAUGUGGAACUUGCUAUAAAAUGAAUUAUAUGGUGGUACAUUUCCUGUGAAGAACAUUCAAGUGAGGAUCUUUCGAAUAAUAUGUUUGAGUCAUUGAGUGAGCGACACAAAUUGAAAACGCAACAGAUGUUACCGUUAUUUACUGAUAUCAAUAUGUCCACACUUGUUCUUUGGUAUGUUUUCUGGUAACAAAAUGCCAGAUUAUGGCUGUCGAUGUGUAAUGCUUUUUAAAGAAGAGCGUCCAGUAUUUUGAAUUUGUCUUACUGAUCGUUUCAAAUUUCACACUGGCAAUUGGAUCUCUAGCUAUUUUUGAUUAAAUCGAAAAUUCAGUGACUAAGAAUCACAUACUGGAAUACGGAAUGUUAAUUAUAUAUUUUGUGUAUGUUCUGGUUCCCACGAAAAGGGAUAUCCUGUAAUGUUCUAAAUUUAUGGGAUUUCUAUGAAUGAAAGUCUUAGUAUUAUUUCACUAUAAAUAUCUUUGAAGAGAAAUUGAAGCAAAGGAACAAAAACUAAAUGUUGUUAAGAACAUCAAGUAUGCCAGAUAUUUUCACAAAGACAAACGAUCCUUUACAUUGUUAAGAUCAUCUGUAUCUUGUAUUAUCUUUGAAAUCCAAAGGAGGAUUGAAAAUUAUUCAGGCUCAUCGAUUUGUAUUCUUGUGGAAUAUCUUGAGGAAUCUUCAAGAUAUCACCAUAGUUGUGAUAUAUCAUUUAGAUGAAGAUGCAAUCACAAAUAUAUUGGUGUAUACAUGAUUGAAUAGAGAAUUUCAGCUUGUCAUCUGAGUUCUAACGUAAAAUAAUGAGUAUUUCAAGUUCGGUAACACAAAAAGUUAGAAGAUAUUGAUAAGUAGAACAUUUCAACGUUGGCUGAACUUAUCUAUCAUCUUUCAUCAGAUAUAUACGAGAGACUGAAGUAGGAUGCGCUGUUGGUGAUAGAAUUGAUUACACAAUAAUGACGUAUUCACUGAAAAAGUUUCCUCUUGAAUUAUUCGCAGGCGAGGCAUUUUUUUAGUCCACCCCAUUUAUAUUUCGCAAUUCCCAGAUCUCGAAUCUCAAGUGAUUCAGUCAUUGAAUCUUCAAUCUACUCAAAAAAUGAUCGAGAUAGAAGUCAGAGAGGGAUUUUAAACUAAUAGUCCUACUGUACAGGGUUAUACAUCAAGAAUGCCCACCCCUAUAUUCACCUUAUUUUUUAUCGAGAAAAACCAAACGAUAUGCGGAAGUUAAAUGCCGCAAUGAGACCAUUCCACAGCCUUUAUCAGAAGUUUUGUAGGGUGAUCCCUAAAAGCGUUAAAAACCACAAAUUGAUUUUUUUUAAAUUGAACACCCUGUUUUUUAUCGGAAUCUGAUUUUUUGUGAUCACAAAAGUAUAUAUAGGGUGUUUCAUUACUAAUUGGAAAUAUUUCAACCAUAGAAUCCCGAACUCAAAAUAUCAAGAUUUAACCUGAAUCACUUGGAUAAAAUAUGUCUCCUGUCUGAGUUACAGUGUUUUAUUCAAAAAUUUCGAAAUGUUUUUUGCCCAGUUCUUCAAAACUAUUUGACGUAUCACUUUCAUAUUUGGAAUUUUCUAGCUAUUACCAGAGGCGUACGAUAGGGGCAAGUGACUGGUUUAUCCUUCCCAAAUUCAACGCCACUGGCAGAAUUGCAAUUUUAUCAGAAUUUUUCGAUUCUUCAAUACCUUCUUCGUGAAUAUUGUACUCUUUCUUCAUAGCGAUAGAGUCAUUAUUUUUCCAGAUAUUUCAAGUUAAACAUGAAGCAGCACAAUUAUUUUGAUUUUAAUGUGUAUCAAAAAUGUCGAUGUUGUGGAUCAAUUGAUUGCAUUCAUUUAUCAAAUGGAACUUCAAUCCAUAUUAACAUAAAAACAUAACGGACGGGAGCUGUUACAGGGCGUUUUAAAUUUUUCAAUAUAUUACAUAAUUAAACACCCUGUAACAGCUCCUGUCUGUAAUGUAAUUAUGUUUUUAUUGUUAAUAUGAAUUGAAGUUUCAUUUCAUUGAUGAAUACAAUCCAUUGAUCCAAAAUAUUGACAAAAUUAAUGCACAUUGAAAUCAAAAUGAUGCAGAUUUAUGUUUAACUUGAACUAUCUCGAAAAAUAAUGACUUCAUCGCCAUGGAAAAAGAGUACAAUAUCUACGUCAAAAUUGUUGGAGACUCGAGAAUUUGUGAUAGAAUUGCAAUUCCGCCAGUGGCGUAGGAUUUGGGAGGGAUCAACCAGUUAAUUGCCCCUGUCGUACGCCUCUGGUAAUAGCUAGAAAAGUUCAUUUCACAUAAUUCAGUUGGGUGUAUAAUACCUACACUUCCCUCCAAAUAUGAAAGUGAUACGUCAAAUAGUUUUGAAGAACUUUUCAACAUUUUUUAAUAAAACACCCUGUAACUCAGACAGGAGACAUAUUUUAUCUAAGUGACUUGGGUUAAAUUUUCAUAUUUUGAGUUCGGGAUUCUAUGAUUGAAAUAUUUUCACUUCAUCAUCUCCACUUUUUUGAUCCCAGAAAACCAUUUUUUGUGUUGACUUGUACAUAUAUCGAGUUAUCCAAGAAUGAGCAUAUAUUUGACACUUGUAUAUUGCAUAACUAUCGAAUACAUUCCCAAACUGAUUGAGGGAGUUAUCACCCAUCAAAUAAAAUAGUUUUUCUCUGAAUAUAUACAGUGUGACCCAUUUAGGAUGGAAGCACCCUUAUAAAACUUACAUUUUUCAACCGAUUGGAAUGAUUUUUUUUUUGUUAGGUAGAUAUUCAAAAAGUCUAUUAGGACACCAAAUAUCAUGAAUAAAUCUCCAUUUCCAGGGCCAACUAAUCUGAUUUUUCAAGGUCAAAAAUCUAAAAAAAUUACUAGCGAUUUUUUUAGAAAAAAUCUGACUACACCACUGGAUUUGUGACAUUUUCAAAUGGGUAACAUGUAAAUUACGUUGAAAUGCGUCAAUCAUUAAAAAAGUUAUAAAGGAAUGAAAUUUGAAAAAUAUGCCGUUUAAUCAACCCACCAAUUCAUGUUCAGGAAUUUUAUGAAAAUUCUGUAUACUCCACUGGAUUCAGGAUGUCUUGAAAUAUUACUGAUCCCAGUUUCAUCGAAAUCUGUUCAGUAAUAAAAAUUGAUGGGUUGAUUAAACGGCAUAUUUUUCAAAUUUCAUUCUUUUAUAACUUUUUUAUUGAUUGACGCAUUUCAACGUAAUUUACAUGUUACCCAUUUGAAAAUGUCACAAACCCAGUGGUGUAGUCAGAUUUUUUCUAAAAAAAUCGCUAGUAAUUUUUUUAGAUUUUUGACCUUGAAAAAUCAGAUUAGUUGGCCCUGGAAAUGGAGAUUUAUUCAUGAUAUUUGGUGUCCUAAAAGACUUUUUGAAUAUCUACCUAACAAAAAAAAAUCAUUCCAAUCGGUUGAAAAAUGUAAGUUUUAUAAGGGUGCUUCCAUCUUGAAUGGGUCACACUGUAUGUAUACUUUUGUGAUACAAAAAAUCACAUUUUACAUACACAUAAAACAGGGUGUUCCCUUUUAAAAAAUCAAUUUGUGGUUUGUUACGUUUCCAGGGAUCACCCUGUAUAACUUUUGCUAAGGGCUGUGGAAUCGCCUCGUUGCGGCAUUCAACUUCAGCAUAUCGUUUGUGUUUUCUCGGUAAAUAUGGGGUGGGUCGACGUCAGUUCGAAAUUCGCCAUGUUAAGGGAUGAAAAAAUGCAAGCAAGCCAGCAAGCAAGCAGGGCUAUGCGCAGCCCUACACCUGUCCUGAUACAGACCACAGUGGCGCCAAGACGAGCGUCUCUGCAAUUCAGUGUGAGUCGAAACGUUCCGUUUCAAGUUAGUAUUUUACUCGCACAUUGUGUUGUGUUUACUAGAAUGAUUUGGAAAAGAGCUUUUCUGUAUACACUCCGGACUUUAUCGGGAACAGGGGCGUCUCGAAACGAGGACCGUUCAUGUAGAAAACUGCCUUUUCUAAUCGGAAAAUUCUCAGCUCGGUUUCGAUCCUAAUGGUCAAUAAAUAAUAAGUGGCCAACUAACUUUUUUUUCAUGAUAUCAUUUAUUGUUCAGGUUCAUUAUAACUUCACUUUUUAUGACAUUUAUCAUCCGACGAAUUGUUCCAAAUAGAUUGUGUGCUUUUGAUGAUCAGAAUUUAUUUAAACUGUAAAUAUUCAUAGAACUGACACUUCAAUAUUUGAUCACUUUAGUUUUGUACCUGUACUGAUUACCAGUGCUUGAAGUAAUUUGUGAUAUUUGGCCAUUAUUCUCAGUUGUACUGUAAUUUGUUGAAUAAUUCAUAUCUCUAAUUUUCUCUUUAGAAAAGUCACUACUCUACUGAGUUUAUUGACUCGGCAUUUUUUCAAAAGCUGCCAUUGGUAAAUAGUAAUCAACUUAGUAGUGUUAGUUUUUUAUGUUUCAAUUGGAAUUAAUUAAGGAUCUAGAUUUUAGAAUGUAGAUUAUGAUAAAAGUGAGGUGAAUUAUAUGAAUUUUACUUGACCAUGUAAUUUAUUAUCAAAAAUGAAUUGAUUAUAUACAGUUUUAUUCUUACAAACAUUUUGAAACAUAGAUUAUAGAAUUGGUGUAAUUUUUAUGUAUAAUCUCGAUUAUUUUAUAACAGAUUGAUUAUAAUAUUGUGUGCUCUCCAACCUUCAAUAUUGAAAAUGCUUUUUUGUUGAACAUAGAACAAUAAAGUAGUUUAUUCAUUUGUU